UCUGAGUUCAACAAAUCGAGUUGAUCAUCACAGAGGCAUUCAUUUUUAUACAUCACGAGGGAGCACCACGAUGAUCCGUCGUUUAGUAUACUCCUCUCUUAUCGCAAUGAGCGUUUUCGUGCGCUUUGUUUUCUCUCAAGGCGACGCUUGUUUGUGCGCUAACACACCUCAACCGACAAUAGACCCUCUUAACGUCAGUCCGACGGUGAUUCUAAUCCAGUUCAAGUGCGCUUGUAGUCAGAAUGCGAGCGAAUGCUGUGAUACGAAUGUCACAGUUCAAGCGCAUUACAACGAACUGGGAGGCGACACAAGAGUCAUCGACAAGUUGACAGAAGUCAGUGAUAAUGACCCUUAUUAUUACGUCAUUUUGCAAAAGCUGCUGCCGUUUCAUACUUACAAUGUCUCUCUUGUUUGGAUUUAUUUGAACGGAACACAUUUGACCAGCAGUGCACUUCAAGUGAAAACAAGGGAAAAUUUGUUGCCAUUGGCUGCACCAACCAACGUCUCUGUGUCGACACAUAACACAUCAAUGGAUGUCUCAUGGCUACCAUUGUCGCCAUCACAAAUCGUUCGAGAAAUAGUUGGAUACAGAGUCAUUGCGUCCGUGUGUUUAAGUCAUUCAGACGAAUAUCAUAUUCUUGAAAUAGAGGAAACUUCUUCACCAGACAUAACCUCCAUCCAUGUGAGGACUCUGCUGCAGAACACAUGUUAUGAAGUAACAGUGGCUGCAAUGCAUGGGGAUCGGAAAUCAGGCAAUUCCUCGGAUCCCGUCUUUGUGAGAACUGGAGGAAUGUUGCCAGCGUAUCCUUACUACGUACUGUUCAUCAGCAAUCCUGUUGUCAAUUAUUUCUUCACUGUUGCAUCAUCAGUCAGUCUUGGGUACCUCGGAAGUCCAGGUGUCAUAUCGGGUGGUCAAACGAUUGUGGGAUUUGAUGUUGAUGUCUAUAACUCACAUAUCUACGUUGGUGUUCAGCAUGGACGAAUAUAUCAGUUUUCUACACAUUUGGUGCCGCGAUUUCACGGAGGAAGGCCUGUUUGCGUUGUUGUGUCGAACUUACCCACUCUUGGGAAGUUGGCUGUUGACUGGAUUAAUGGAAAGCUGCUGUGGACACAGGGGUCUAAUUCAAGUGCACUAUUUAUGAUUGUCUCUGCUGCAAUCAGUGAUGCUAAUCAACGUAUCACACUUGUUUCUUCACUGGCCUAUCAACCGUCUGAUCUUAUUGUUGAUCCUCUUCUUGGCUUUGUUUAUUGGUCAGCUGCGACUCCAAACGGCGGCAUCUUUCGUGUUGAUCUUGCAGGACAUAAUCUUGUCACACUAUAUCAAAGCUCGAUGGUCACUGCUCUCUCUAUAGACAAAAACAAGUUUUAUUUUCUUGAGUCUGGAGUGAUUCGAGAGGCUCCAGUGGGCAACCUGACUACAGCAGUGAAACUGAAGAGCUCGGGUGUUGUUGACUUUGUUGCGGCUGAUGGCCUUGCAUACGAGUUUAGGAACAAUUCAAAUAACAUUGUAUUUUAUGUUACGAAGACAGCAACAGGUGAGACUGAGUCCUCUGGUAUUGUGGUUGAAAGUGGUGGAAAAAGUGUUGAGUUUACUACUCUUUAUGGUAACUUACGGCAACCAUUGCCAGAGUUAACUGCUGGUACUGAAGAUCUGCAAGUUUUGUUUGGUACGACGACUGCUCGUGUGUCAUUUUCUGCUGCUGUUUAUGAGAAUAAGUUGGCAGGACAAAGUGGUUGGUCUCCAUCUCACUACAAUCUCCAAUGGCACACAGGAAACAUCUCCAAGACAGUCAGCAUGAUCCUGAAUUCAACAACAGCAACAAUACACAAUCUACAGCCAAGCACUCUAUACCAUUUCACAGUGCGAGUCUACAUUACCGGUUCUCAAAGAAGCAUCGGACAAGCUGCCACAUUCUCGGGCGUGACAUCGUCAAAUGAUACUUGGAGUCAGGUCUUCGCUGUGUCUAGAAGCAAAGGGGUUUUCUUGACUCUCGAUGAGACGUAUCAGAGGGAGUUUGUGUUGCCGGCUCAGCGAAAUGUUUCUGAUGUUGCUGUUUAUGUCGGUAUUUCUUCUGCCUUCAUUUUCUUUAUUGAGAACAAUGAGAUUAACUACAUCAAGGCGAGUGCACAUUCUUCUAGAAUCACCGGUUUCUCUCCGAAGGCACUUCUUCUCAGCUCAUCAAUUGCGAUACUAAACGUGGAGAUUGACUGGCAUUUUGAGCGUCUUUUCUAUUCUGUGGGUUCUGAGAUACGUUAUGUUCAACUCGGAAAUUUAUCAUCAACGUUUGAUGUGGGUUUUGUUCAGAGCAGUGACGUGUUGUUUCGAGAUGUUGGAAGUCAAGUUCGAAUGUUAGCUGUGGGAUCGUUGACAGGGUUGAUAUGCUGGUUCACAAAUGGUGGCAUUAGUUGCAUUGAAUUGAAUGGAAUUAAUGGUUUGAUGCAUGUGUCUACCCCAAGUGUGUUUGGUCUCACAUUUUCUGAUCAAUCUUUAUCCACUUCUGGGAUAUUGUACUCUCUCGUUAUCCAACGGCCUUUUGUCAAGAUUAUGAGGCACAAUGUGACGUCUAGCGGCAUUUCAUCAACUAUUGUUCAUGAAGAAGGAGAUUCAAGCUCGUCAUUUACAUUUGGAUUUUUGGAGAAUAAGAUUCUUUGGUCAAGUCAGUCGAAUCAACUGCAAAUAGCAGAAGUUGAUUCUCCACUUCCUGUUUCUGUAACCAAAUUGUCAUUGCCAUUUUCACCAUCUGCAAUAACCAGUCUGUUUAAUCAGCAAGCUUUACGUUCAUCAUUGUUGUGCAACAACCUGGCCACUGUAACUCCUAACUUAACCGACACAAUAACGUACAAGGAAACCUCUCCUUUCUCUAAUAUGUAUGCAGUCGAGUGGAGUCCAGCACGAGUCGGUUGUGGUGCAACUCCAAACUAUCGAUUAGACAUCACGUUCACAUCGCUUGAUGGAAACACAACAAUGCACAGUGACGUGGUCUCGUCAUCAAGCUACUUGGUGAAGACAUCAGACAGUCCUCCGUUUACACGUGUUAUGGUUACAGUUCGUGCUUUUACUCGUUGGGCACAAUCAGAGACACGAAAUGUAGUAUUCCGUACUCGUCCAGCAAAGCCUGGUCCACCUCAAAACUUACGAGUAUUCUACAUCUUCAUGGGUGCAACCUACAAUGCUACAUUCAGAUGGAAUCCUCCGCUACUAUCAGAACAAAACGGAAAGAUCAUUAGCUACACAGUCAGCGGUAGAACCACAUCAAAUUAUUUCUUUAAUGAAAGCAGACGUAUAGCAGGUAAUUCAUCCGCCUCAAAUUUUUAUGAAUUUGUAGCCUUUGGGAAUACAACGUACACAUUGGAGGUUGCUGCUGUAGUAGAGAGUGCCGGUGAAGGAACUGCUGCAUUACUUAAUCAAAUGUUUGUCGUUGGAGCAUCUCAACCUAUUCCAACAAUCACACUCUUGACCGAUUCAAAAACAUUCGACGUGGACAUCGAUGAUCUAGCCAAGUCUGAUGUCACAUCGGGAAUCUCAGUAAAAGAUGGUCUCAUUGUUCAAGGAAUUCGAGAUAACAUCCUUUGUUGGGUGCGGACAGUAACACCAGACAUAAUUCCAAUCGAGGCUGUUGAUUGUCGCAUCAAUGAGAAGACAGUGACGAUCCAACAAGAGAAACGAAUAAGACAUAAUGGAUUGGCAUAUGACUGGAUUUCUCGACGAUUGUAUUUAAGCACUGAAGAGUUGUUGGACAGCAGCAGCGAGACGAAUAUCUACAAGUGUGACUUGGAGGGUGGUUGUGUGAGUUUCAACCAGUGGCCUAAAUCAGCUGGCAAGAUCAGUACGUUGUUAGUUGAUGCAACACGCGGAAUCUUGUUGAGAGUUGUGACGAUCAAUGGACAACAUCAGCUGCAGUUCGAGUCGAUUGGCAUGUCCAACAAAAGCAGCAUACGACAUGCACGAAGCUCGUCUUUGUGCGUCAAUGAUUUACUUGGAUCAGUAGGCAUCGCUCUCGACGUUUCAAAUCAACAGCUAAUCAUUCAAUCCAAUCACACAAACGAUUUCUACAGUUGCUCGUCCGUCUCGCUCUGUGGCUGUCAACUUGAAGUCAACACAAGCGAACUAUUGCCAUCAGUGAGCGUGGGAGAGUACGGCUUGUAUGGGCUUCCAGCAGCAUCUCUUACAGUCGAUUAUCGUUUUAUUUACUGGAAGGGACCAACAGACAUGCUUUAUUACGUUGACAGACGUAAUCCUAAUGUGUUGCUGUCACGUGAUUAUCAUGGAGUCAAGGCUAUCGUAUCUGAUACCAUCAGCCAGCAGCCAGUUCCGGACAACUUGAGAUGUUUAGCACCAGGAAAUGUUGUCGCUGAUGCCGUGGAUGUAAAGAAUACGUCAGUGUUGUUGAUAUGGGCAGCUGCUGGUGUUACAACGGGAUGCGAGGGCGUUGUGUUUGAGUUGGCAUCUGUUAGCUAUACUGUGCGCUAUUGGGUAGCGUCUGAGUUGGUUAGCACGGCAAAGGUGCGUGAAACUAGUGACACUAUGCUUAUAAUUGAUGGGUUGGAUGCAUUCACGGUGUAUAACUUCCAAUUGAAAGCUGAAAACUAUUGGAAUGUUGGAAGAGGAAGUUACUUGGGCAUUCGCGAACAAAAAACUGGAGAAGGCCUAUCUUCUGCUCCUCGCAUUCCCAAUAUCCAACUAUUACAUGUUCCCACACAAAUCACUAUCUCAUGGUCUGCACCAGAAAACCCAAACGGCGUCAUUCAGUCAUAUAGAAUAUACGUUCAGACAACAAACGAGAAAAGGUUGCCGAUCAUCACUGGAGCCUCCACACUCUCUGCUAAUGUGAGUGUUGAGCCAUCAAAGACAUACACAAUACAGGUUGCUGCUGUAAAUUCGAUUGGUGCCGGUCUGCGAUCUCCUCUCAUGUCGGUCACGGUUUACGAUCAUCCGCCUGCUCCGCAACUUUCUGCCAUUAACCAGACGUCUAUUAGAGUGACACUCAACGAGACAUUUCUCUCGACUGUCAGCUACUGGUCAGACUACAAAAUCUAUUAUCGUUGCAAUAGAACAAGUGGCUGUUUGGAUAGCUCGUGCUCUAAUGAUAGCAAGCAGUGGAGAUCCGUUGCUCGUACUAGUACAGUGAUCUCGAGUCUCGCGCCUGCGACUGUCUAUGAGAUUAGUUUGGGCGUUGGCGAGGAAGAUUACUACUCAACAAACACAGCUUUGGCUCAGACUAUACCAUAUUUACCUGCUGCUCCUUUUGACGUUGUCGUCAGCAACACAACAGACUCAACUGCCAUCAUCAAGUGGAGUGCCACAUGCGACGAUCAAACUCCCAUCCAGCAGUUUUGCUUCUUAUUCUCUUCUAGUGAAUCGUCUCCUCUUUCCACGUGCAGAGACAAAGACACGUUGUUGGUAAAUCCGACUUCUGAGCUGGUCACAAAACAUUACCACUAUGAGGUGGCUGAUUUGAGUGCACAGACAACAUACAGUGUACAGAUAGCAGGUGAGAACUCUGGUGGUCGUGGAGAGCUGUCACAAGUUGAGCAAUUUACUACAAUGAAGAAGGCAACUAUGGCAAGUAGCUCAAGUGACUCAACAGCCGUCAUAGCAGCUGCUGUAUCUAUUGCAUUUCUCGUUCUUGUGUUGCUCGUCAUUCUUAUAGUAUGCUGGAGACGUCGUCAGACAAAGUCACGGCUUGUCACCAUCACAUACCAUCCAUCUGAAGACACCGAACUGCAGCAACUGCGAACACAAAGAAGAAACACAGGCAAAGACGUCUCACUGAAUUUCAACCCAAUGUACACGUUUGACAACAGCUUGACAGACGGCUUGUCUAAUUUUCCUCGUUCUCAACUUAAAUUGAACGAUUUUCUUGGACAAGGACAGUUUGGUGAGGUUUAUCGAGGUGUGGCACAUGGCAUUAUUCCAGGAGAAGAAAUGACGACAGUUGCAGUCAAAACACUACGUAAAGACGCUGAUGAACAGAUGAAGAAAGAAUUUCUCACAGAAGCACAAUUUAUGAGCAAAUUUUACCAUCCCAAUAUUCUUCGUUUACUUGGUGUUUGUCUCGACAACAAUCCUCAGUACAUGAUCAUGGAGAUCAUGGAAGGUGGAGAUCUCCUCACGUUUGUUCGUUUAGCUCGUCGUGACAACGGUCCACCUCUGUUGACGCUUCCCGAGUUGGUAAAAAUGGCUGUUGAUAUUUGCGAGGGCGGGAAAUACCUUGAACAGCUGAGAUUUGUACAUCGGGACUUAGCAUGUCGCAACUGUUUAGUGUCAAGCAGAGGACAAGACAGAGUUGUGAAGAUUGGAGACUUUGGUUUGGCACGGAAUGUCUAUCAGAAUCAUUAUUAUCGGAAGGAAGGGGAAGGAAUGCUGCCUGUACGAUGGAUGGCUCCGGAAAGUCUUGUAGAUGGAUUGUUCACUACACAAUCGGAUGUUUGGUCUUAUGGUGUUGUCUUGUGGGAAGUCUUCACACUCGGUCACCAACCCUAUCCUGCACAGACAAAUCAGGAAGUGUUGAAGUUCAUCAUUCAAGGAGGACGUCUUGAAAUACCAGAUCGUUGCCCAGAAGAGAUAUAUGGCAUCAUGAUGAUGUGUUGGGCUCACCAACCACACCAUCGUCCGACCUUCCGAGCUCUUCUCGAGCGACUGCGAGUACUCCGAACUCGUGUCAAUCGUCAGAGCAUCGAAUCACAAGUCGGAGACGAAGAAGACGACAUAUCGGAACGUGGAUCGGAUUCCGAGCUCGAGGAACUGGAACUGGCAAUGGAACUGGAUGAAACCGAGCGAGAGGAGUCCGCACGCGCAGCAACAGGAGAAGGGCAAGUUCAUCUGGGAAUGUCUGACGCAACAGAACGAUACGUGUCAGCCAGCACAAUGUCAAGACAGGGCAGCAGGCACGGCAUUCGUCGAUCACUGGCCAUCGCAGCAUCAGAAGGACUGAAUGGCGACGUAUCAGCCGCCUCAACUAGCGAUCAACCUCACUACUCUGUGCCCAAACCGACGAGCAAUGAUAACAGAUCAAAUUCUACGUCACCGUUUCUUGCCAGAAAACCAGGAAGCAAGCGAGGCAGCAAGCGAGGCAGCAAGAGGGCAAGCAAACGAUCGAAAUCAGGAGUGAGUGUUGCAGUCAGUGCUGAUGUGAGCAAAUCGAGAAGCGGCGAUUCAAUACAAAAACUAUCGGGAGGAUACACUGGUAAGCCAUUGGAAGCUUCAUUGUCCGAUGCAGAGCCUGAUCGAGUGGAAAUCCCAUCGACUGGUGUCGUCAUCGAAUUUGGCAGCGCCAGCCGUCUUAUCUAGAACGUUCUAAGUCUGAUGGUUUACAGUAUGAUUAUGUGUACUAUUUUAUAGAUAUUUUAUCGGGUGUAGAGAGUUGAUUGUAUUCGGAAGCGACUGGACGUGAUUUUGGCAGCUCGAAUAGUGUAAUGACUGACAUACUGAUUUUUGAUUAUUUGUAGCUCUUAUUUAAUAUUAGCAACGUUUGUUAUCUGAAUUAAAUUUAGUUGCAGUUUAGUGCCUCAUGUGGCUUGUUGCUGCAGAAAUUUGGUCACAA
Corticium candelabrum is the source of this 7544-nucleotide messenger RNA. RefSeq names its product proto-oncogene tyrosine-protein kinase ROS-like. Gene Ontology annotation, cellular component: signaling receptor complex; plasma membrane. The coding region runs from base 71 to 7291 and encodes 2406 amino acids. Gene Ontology annotation, molecular function: transmembrane receptor protein tyrosine kinase activity; protein binding; ATP binding. Gene Ontology annotation, biological process: multicellular organism development; positive regulation of kinase activity; regulation of TOR signaling. Lineage: Eukaryota; Metazoa; Porifera; Homoscleromorpha; Homosclerophorida; Plakinidae. The transcript has 41 exons. The record is from RefSeq and is a predicted model, not a curated record.